AUGGCUUCAUUUGAUUUCCAAUCACUGUUUACGAAUGUUCCCGGUCGGGAGGUCAUACGUAUCAUGUGUGAUCAUGUGGAGCAAAACGAACUGAAAAUCGGUAUACCAGUAUCAGUUCUGGUACGACAAUUACUACUGUGCACAACAAACGUAUCGUUCUCCUUCCUUGGUUGGGCUUACAGACAAAUUGACGGUGUCGCAAUCCGAACUCCAUUGAGCCCCAUUCUGGCACAUAUGUUUUUGGCUCAUCUUGAGGAAAAGGCGAGCAAAAUCCUCGAACGUUCACAACUUUACAAACGAUACGUUGAUCAUGUUCUAGUCAUCACAAUAAGUCUAGAAGAGACAACAUGGAUUAUGGAUAAACUCGAUCGCCUGCAUCCGAAUAUACGAUUUACGAUGGAAACAGAAAUCGAAGAUACACUGCACUUCCUCGACAUUAAAAUCACUAGGAAUAAUGAUGGAACAAUGGCCAGAUCUGUUUACCGAAAAGAAACCUGGACAGGCCAAUGCUUGCAAUUUGACAGCUUUGUGUCUGUGGAAUAUGAACGUGGUCUGGUCCGAACACUAUUUCAAACAGCACGACAUAUAUGCACAGAAGACAUGAUUGACAACGAACUACGACAGCUGAAAGAAUCUUUGACUAGAAACGCUUAUCCCGAUGCGUUUAUCGAAAAGCACAGCAAGCCUAAAUUGAUCAGACAAACGAAUUGUUCAGCAGAAAAACUACUAGUCACCAUUUGUCUUCCAUUCAUACGUGAUGACAUCAAUUGCUUGCUCAAACGACCACUUGGAUCAGCGCUUGCCCAAAACAAAUAUUAUGCACCUGACCUCAGAAUUAUUCAUCGAACGAUUGAGAUCCCCACACCCUCGGUGAAACAACGUCCACCUCUGUACACCAAAUCGAAUCUGAUUUACCAAUUUCAGUGUAGUUGCGGAGCAACGUACGUGGGUCGAACAGAGCGCCAGUUACGUAACCGAGUGAUUGAAUAUAUUCCAAAUUGGGUACAACGUUUUGUGAUGCAAUCAGGGUCAGAUCAAAGGCAUAAUGACAACGUUCGAAACCAUAAGAUCCCGUCGUCGGCUGUCGGCCGUCGGCCGUCGGCCGUCGCUCGUCAUCUUCUGAUGACGCAACAUCCAGCUGACCGAAGCACUGCGUUUCGGGUCAUUUACGUGGCAAAAAAUACUAGGCUUUUGAGACAAAUUGACGGUGUCGCAAUCCGAACUCCAUUGAGCCCCAUUCUGGCACAUAUGUUUUUGGCUCAUCUUGAGGAAAAGGCGAGCAAAAUCCUCGAACGUUCACAACUUUACAAACGAUACGUUGAUCAUGUUCUAGUCAUCACAAUAAGUCUAGAAGAGACAACAUGGAUUAUGGAUAAACUCGAUCGCCUGCAUCCGAAUAUACGAUUUACGAUGGAAACAGAAAUCGAAGAUACACUGCACUUCCUCGACAUUAAAAUCACUAGGAAUAAUGAUGGAACAAUGGCCAGAUCUGUUUACCGAAAAGAAACUUGGACAGGCCAAUGCUUGCAAUUUGACAGCUUUGUGUCUGUGGAAUAUGAACGUGGUCUGGUCCGAACACUAUUUCAAACAGCACGACAUAUCUGCACAGAAGACAUGAUUGACAACGAACUACGACAGCUGAAAGAAUCUUUGACUAGAAACGCUUAUCCCGAUGCGUUUAUCGAAAAGCACAGCAAGCCUAAAUUGAUCAGACAAACGAAUUGUUCAGCAGAAAAACUACUAGUCACCCUUUGUCUUCCAUUCAUACGUGAUGACAUCAAUUGCUUGCUCAAACGACCACUUGGAUCAGCGCUUGCCCAAAACAAAUAUUAUGCACCUGACCUCAGAAUUAUUCAUCGAACGAUUGAGAUCCCCACACCCUCGGUGAAACAACGUCCACCUCUGUACACCAAAUCGAAUCUGAUUUACCAAUUUCAGUGUAGUUGCGGAGCAACGUACGUGGGUCGAACAGAGCGCCAGUUACGUAACCGAUUGAUUGAAUAUAUUCCAAAUUGGGUACAACGUUUUGUGAUGCAAUCAGGGUCAGAUCAAAGGCAUAAUGACAACGUUCGAAACCAUAAGAUCCCGUCGUCGGCUGUCGGCCGUCGCUCGUCAUCUUCUGAUGACGCAACAUCCAGCUGA
This is a messenger RNA of Fasciola hepatica (liver fluke), 2142 nucleotides long. The record is from the annotation of a GenBank genome assembly. Lineage: Eukaryota; Metazoa; Platyhelminthes; Trematoda; Plagiorchiida; Fasciolidae.